Amaranthus tricolor (Joseph's coat) is the source of this 1706-nucleotide messenger RNA. Its product is annotated as omega-hydroxypalmitate O-feruloyl transferase-like. The transcript is spliced from 3 exons. The coding region runs from base 169 to 1494 and encodes 441 amino acids. Lineage: Eukaryota; Viridiplantae; Streptophyta; Magnoliopsida; Caryophyllales; Amaranthaceae. Gene Ontology annotation, molecular function: acyltransferase activity, transferring groups other than amino-acyl groups. The record is from RefSeq and is a predicted model, not a curated record.
GAAAACCCUUUUACCCUUAUAUACUCUUGUAUAAGAAGCAUUACAUGCAACUAUAAAAAUUCAAGCCAAAUAACUACUCUUUCCCACUCUUCCUAUAAGCAUUUUUGAUCCUUCAUCUUAAUUACCAAUUCUAUUAUCUACUUGUCUACCCAAGAAAAGACAAUCAACAUGGUUUAUGAAAAGGGAUUGGAGAAUGGCAAUCAUGUAUUUGAGUUGAAAGUGAAUCAAGUAGGAGAACCAACAAUGGUUCAACCAGAAAAGGAGACACCAAAAGGGUUUUACUUUCUUUCUAAUUUAGACCAAAACAUAGCAGUAAUUGUACGUACAGUUUAUUGCUUUAAGUCACAAGAGAAGGGAAAUGAGUUGGCUGCACAAGUGUUAAAAGAUGCACUUUCCAAGGUGUUGGUGCACUAUUAUCCUUUGGUUGGAAGGCUAACCAUUAGCCCACAAGGGAAGCUCAUUAUAAACUGCGACGGAGACACUGAUGGCGCGGUGUUCGUCGAGGCGGAGGCGGAUUGUAAUAUGGAUGAGAUUGGGGAUUCUACUAAGCCUGAUCCUAUUACUCUUGGAAAGUUGGUUUAUGAAUUUCCUGGUGCUAAAAAUUUGCUUGAAAUUCCUCCUCUUGUUGCUCAGGUGACAAAGUUCAAGUGUGGAGGUUUCGCAUUAGGAUUGUGCAUGAACCAUUGCAUGUUUGAUGGGAUUGGAGCUAUGGAAUUCGUCAACUCAUGGGGCGAAACUGCACGGGGUCUAGCCCUCAACACGCCCCCCUUCCUAGACCGAAUGAUCUUGAACGCACGCGAUCCACCAAAAGUCGAGUUCAAACACCAAGAAUUCGAUGAAAUCCAAGACAUAUCCGGCACCAAUGAUCUAUACGCCGAGAAAAUGCAAUACCGAUCCUUUUGCUUCGACAUGAGCCAACUCGAAAGGCUCAAGGCGAAAGCGAUGGAAGAUGGAACCCUCAAGAAAUGCACCACAUUUGAAGCACUCUCAGCAUUUGUAUGGAGGGCAAGGAGCAAAGCACUUCAAAUGAAGCCUGAUCAAAAAACAAAGCUACUCUUUGCGGUUGAUGGAAGGCCUAAAUUUAGCCCUCCUUUACCAAAAGGGUAUUUUGGGAAUGGAAUUGUGCUUACUAAUUGUAUUUGCCCUGCUAGUGAGUUAAUCGAAAACAAUCUCUCUUAUGGUGUAGAGUUGGUGCAAAAUGCUAUUAAAAUGGUUACCGAUGAUUAUAUGAGGUCAGCUAUAGAUUAUUUUGAAACAACAAGGGCAAGACCGUCAUUAAGCUCGACUCUUUUGAUUACAACAUGGUCAAGAUUGUCUUUUCAUACUACUGAUUUUGGAUGGGGUGUACCCGUUCUAUCUGGGCCUGUUGCAUUACCUGAAAAAGAAGUUACAUUGUUUUUGUCUCAUGGAAAUGAGAGAAAAUCUAUUAAUGUGCUCUUGGGAUUGCCUGAUUCUGCCAUGCAAAGCUUUGAAGAACAAGUGAAAGAAAUCUAAUUAAAUUAUAUAUAUACUUCAUAUAUCAAUUUAUAUGGAAUUAUCAGUUAAUUAUAUUUAUAUUAUUGUUUUUUUAUGAGUAUGUGCAUUUUACAAUUUAUUAUAUGAUAUUCGUUUGUAUGAACUUAUAGUACUCUAUAAUAUUAUUUGCACCUUGUGUCAUAUGUAGUACAAAUAUUUAUUGAUAUUUGUAUAAAAAGCACAAAUUUAGG